UGGAUGGAUGGAUAAUUUAUUGUUGUCUGUUUAACUCUAAAUGCCUUAAAAACACACCAGGCAAAACUUUACAAACAGGUAAUUUUUUUGUCAAUUGUUUACCAAAAUUAACACUACGUCAUAUUUAUACUGUCUUUCGCAACGUAACUAUCUUAAAAAGAACGAGGCAGCGAUUAAACGACACAGGUGUCUUUACCUCCAUCUAGUGGUGAAACCUAUUCACUUGCUUAAAAGAUGGUGAGGGAAGAAAAUGUCCAUUUUACCACCUGUCAAUAUGACCAUAUAUAAAUGCAGCUCAACUUUUCCUAGGAAGUUGUGUAACUUGAGCACAAACUUCACUCCACUGACCUGCUAAUAAUUUACGAGGGGGCGGCUCUGCUCAGAUCUGCUCCCAUUUUCCUCCCUGUCUCUAGGAAGCACUGCAUCCCUUUGGCCACUUCCAUCCUCAGACAGUGUGGUGGGGGACUUAAAGUGACACUGCUGUAUUUGGUGAAAGUAAAGCAGAGCAGCUCACUGGGGUAAAAAUCAUUAAAGGGGGGAGUAUGCUAUUUAUAGAUAAGACUGUGGAUCACGUAGUCUCCUCGCGUCCAUAUAUUUCCAGAAAAAAAGCUGUAGUUAAUAAUCUAUGUGACAUUAUCUCCAGCUCAAUGAGCAGGGGUUAAAACCAGAUGUUUAGUCUCCCUGCUCUUCACUCUCUGUGCUGGUUUUGUAAGACACAGAUGGUUGAGCAGCUGAUGUAGGAGCCGGUUAUGUUCACACAGAGCGAGAACCUGAAGGCAUCUUGAAAUAGAAAUUGAAAAAAGGAGGAGGAAGAGUAGGAGGAGGAGGAAAGGAGGGGGAGGCAGGAGGUGGGGGGUAUUAAUAAGUGGUAAACGUUGGUAUGCCAGGCUCAGUCUCUAGCAUGGCCGUGCAGAAGAGACAGAGUGUCAUCCCUCCAUCGCAGGGACCGUUUUCUCCACGUACCGCUGAGAGUCACAGGAGAGAAAAUGGAUGGGAGAGAACAGGAGAAAAUGGAUUGUACCUCAAACCAAACCCACAGUCCAAGAAGACAGUGGUCUCUGUCCACAAGUCCCCUCAAACCUGCACCACAGUUCCUCCAAGGACCAUACCAGGUGCUAAUGGAGUCAACAUCGAUGAAAGGUUGAAGGCAGCGCGAGAAAGAAGAGAGGAGCAGGAAAAAUUACUGGCCUCCCGGGAACGGAGCAGGUUGGAGCGGGAGCAGCGUGCCAGGCUGUACUACGAACAACAAGUGGACGAACGCAAGAAGAAACUCCUGCAGCAGAAGCUGAAGGAGGACAGGAGGCGAGCUGCUGUGGAGGAGAAGCGCAAGCAGAGGAUCAAGGAGGAGAAGGAGCGACAUGAGUUUGCAGUGCGCAAAACCCAGGAGAAGAGCCAGAAGGCCCAACAGAGUCAGAGCCAAAACUCCAGAGGCAGGAAGAUCACCAAGAACGUUCCACGUCGCUUACCAAUGACAGCAUGGGAGAAGAAUUUGGUCAAUCGCCUCCUUACCCCCACGUACUCUUAUCUGGCCCGGAGCAAGAGUGCUGGGUGUCAGUCAGGAGAAGAAGUUGUCCGUAUUUGUCGCCGUGCAGUUUCAUUCUAUACCACCACUACCGCCACCCCCACUGCCAUUAUCACUCCUCUCAAAACUCAGCACCACUCCAGUCCAGUCCAAAAGAAGUCACCUGCCUCCCCGAGCCCUAACACUAGAGGCAGCAAACCAGCAGUGAUCAGAACAGUUAAACACCCAGAGGCAGUUAAUAAAACCUCAAACAAGAGCUCUUAUAUGAAAACGCCUCCUGUGAACACUAGCACUAAACCAACCAAUGCUAAUCAAAACCGAAAACCUUCAACUUCACCCAACAGGACUCCCCGGAGAUCAGUGAGCAGACAAUCAACCCCGCUGCAGCCGGGGCUCCCUUCUGUUCCCGAGGAGGAUGUCGAGGUGUGCAGUUCUGCUCUCGCCCCUGGAAACUCAAGGCCUGUCAGAACGUCCACUGCAGGUCAGAAAAUGAGCAUGAAGAAAGACAAAAACGCACCACCAGGAGGUCCCACAUUAAACAGUCCUUCCACAAAGACAGAGGUUGGAUCAAGAACAUUGGAAGUCAAAGGUCCUCUUCAGUUGCCUCCUCACCCAUCAGCUCAACAUCAUGAAGUCAUCAGCAAGUCUUCGGCUGGGACUACAGACAAGGAGGAGGCUUCACGCCUCCUUGCAGAGAAAAGGAGAGUGGCCCGCGACCAGAGGGAGAAGGAGGAACAGGAGCGUCUGCAGAGAGAGGAGGCCGACAGGAGGAGCCGUGACGAACUGGAGAGCAGGAGGACAGCAGAGCGAGCACGACAGCAGGCCGAGGCUGAACGUCUGGUUCUGGAGAAGAGGAAGAGGGAGAAAGAGGAGCAACAACGAGCAGAGGAGGAGAGAGCUCAGGCCAUAAAGGAAGCUGCCCUCCUCCAGAAACAGAGGGAGGAGGAACAGGCCAGAGAGAAGCAGAAGUCAGACAAGAUAAAACAAGACCGAGACAUACUGGCUCAAAAAGAGGAGGUUGAUCGUCAAGCAAGGAAAAAGCGACUUGAGGAGAUCAUGCGGAGAACCAGGAGGACAGAUUCUCCAGAUACGACCUCAGAGAGUGAACCAAAUGAAGUCCAACCAAAGGAAAACACUAAACCUGUGAACAAUGGCACCAAAGAACAUGUGGUCAAGAUGCCCGUGGCCACAAAGUCCUUGUCGCGGGAACUGAGAUUAGAUGACGAGGAGGACAUGGUACCUGUUGUGGCCUUCAAAGAACGCAGGUCUAUCAGGACGCUUGCCAGCUUGGAGGAAAUCCAGACGCAGCAUCGAGCAGAGGUCAUCUGAGCACCUGCUGACUGAGAAGCUCCAGCACUUUUGCGUGAGUCGGAUUCUCGCAGUCCAGCCAGUUUGCUGCCCUUCAGCACUUUGAAAGAGCACGCAACAACAUCGCCCUGCUGAAGUCAUCACCAUUCCAUUCCAUUUGUGUGGGCUCUUAAGUUUGAACUUAUUACUGUAUCACAGCAGAAUCCUGCACUAAUAAUGACGAUAUUCAGUGGUGGUGAUCAUAGCAGAGUAACUAGACUUUUACCAGUGGAAUUCAGAGUGUUGCCUUUCCCUGUCAUCGCAUAUAUUAUCUAUACUGUAUGAUUAUCUAUAUGCUCUUUCCUUUACAUCCAAUAUGAACUCCAACCUUAUGCUUAUAGUUUUGUCACUGCACAGUUGAAAUAUCUCUAAUAAUCUAAGACUUUAGUACGACAGAGAUCUUAAUGGUGUUUGUGACACAUAUUCCUAUAUCCUCCAUUCAUUUUGAAGUAUAUCAAUCACGUAUUCCUAAUGCUGCUAAGGAUUUGGUCUCCAGAGACACUGCUUCAGUUUUUGUGAAUGAUCUUUUAGAAAACAUGAUGCACAAAUGCGUAAAUUGCACUGAAAAUGGCUUUGUUUGACAGCCUUCAAACAAGUAAACGAGGUCUGACUGAGAUGUAAAGGUUAAGUGAGAUUAACUAUAAUAAGAAAAAGCCCAGAAAAAAGCAUCUUAUUGUCAAUAUUUGAUCUUAUGCAGUAGUAUGAGUAUUGCUCACAGUAAUCACAUGUUAACCUGUUGUUGUUGAAAAAGAAAACAGUAUUUGAUUAAAGUUGAUACAAAUAUUUUUCUUUGUCUUAUAUCUCACUUAAAACAGAAAAAAAAAUUAAAUGCAUGCAGUAAAAAGUAAAUAUUAUAUUACAACCAUCAUCGGGAGCUGCAGCUUCAGCUCGCUGUUGAUCACCAGAGAAGGAAAGGCU
Molecule: messenger RNA, 3787 nt
Organism: Cynoglossus semilaevis (tongue sole)
Lineage: Eukaryota; Metazoa; Chordata; Actinopteri; Pleuronectiformes; Cynoglossidae
Gene: map7a
Product: microtubule-associated protein 7a
Exons: 15
Coding region: 881-2851 (656 amino acids)
Biological process (GO): microtubule cytoskeleton organization
Cellular component (GO): microtubule cytoskeleton
Source: RefSeq, a predicted model, not a curated record